Manis pentadactyla (Chinese pangolin) is the source of this 4987-nucleotide messenger RNA. It is a transcript of the gene CAMKK2, whose product is annotated as calcium/calmodulin dependent protein kinase kinase 2. Gene Ontology annotation, biological process: protein phosphorylation; activation of protein kinase activity; CAMKK-AMPK signaling cascade. NCBI's taxonomy places the organism in Eukaryota, Metazoa, Chordata, Mammalia, Pholidota, Manidae. The record is from RefSeq and is a predicted model, not a curated record. Bases 180 to 2033 code for a protein of 617 amino acids. The transcript is spliced from 17 exons. Gene Ontology annotation, molecular function: ATP binding; protein kinase activity.
CCCCCGCCCCCGUGCGCCCGCCGGGGCCGCGGACAGGAGCGCGCGGCCGCGACAAGCCUAGCGAAGCCGAGCCGGGGGCGCAGAGCGCGGGAGGCUGCGGCGGCGCGGAGCUCAGGUGUCGCCCCUGCCGGAUGGGAGUGACCCCGCGUGUCCGUGCUGGUUGAGGUGGCACACACACCAUGUCAUCAUGUGUCUCUAGCCAGCCCAGCAGCGACCGGGGCGCCCCCCAGGAUGACCUGGGAGGAGGGGGCCGCAGCAGUGAAGGCCAGAAGCCCUGUGAGGCCCUGCAGGGCCUCUCGUCCCUGAGCAUCCGGCUGGGCAUGGAGUCCUUUAUCGUGGUCACUGAGUGUGAGUCGGGCUGUGCUGUGGCCCGGGACCGGCCCCUGGAGGCUGAAGGCCGAGAGGUCUCUCUCACUGCCUCUGGGUCCCAGGUCCGGCCCCAGCUCUGCAGUCGCAAGCUCUCUCUGCAGGAGCGGUCGCUGCUGGAUGCGGACGGGCGCUGCGUCUGCCCGGCGCUACCCGCCUCACCCGUGGGCUCCCCGCAGUCCUCGCCGCGCCUGCCCCGGCGGCCCACGGUGGAGUCCCACCACGUCUCCAUCACUGGUAUGCAGGAUUGUGUACAGCUGAAUCAAUAUACACUGAAGGAUGAAAUCGGAAAGGGCUCCUAUGGCGUGGUCAAGUUGGCCUACAAUGAAAAUGACAAUACCUACUAUGCAAUGAAAGUGCUGUCCAAAAAGAAGCUGAUCCGGCAGGCGGGCUUUCCACGUCGUCCCCCACCCCGGGGCACCCGGCCAGUUCCAGGGGGCUGCAUCCAGCCCAGGGGCCCCAUUGAGCAGGUGUACCAGGAAAUCGCCAUCCUCAAGAAGCUAGACCACCCCAAUGUGGUGAAGCUGGUGGAGGAAAAGCAGUGGACUGCAGCUCUCCCGCUGGCAAACACAGUCAUGUGGAUGCUGCCUCCUGCUCAUGACUUUUCUUCCUCUUCCUUCCUCUGCUUCUCGUCUCCGGUCUGUUCCAUGUGUCUGUGCCAACAGGUCCUGGAUGACCCCAACGAGGACCAUCUGUACAUGGUCUUUGAACUGGUCAACCAAGGGCCUGUGAUGGAAGUGCCAACUCUCAAACCGCUCUCUGAAGACCGGGCCCGUUUCUACUUCCAGGAUCUGAUCAAAGGCAUUGAGUACUUACACUACCAGAAGAUCAUACACCGGGAUAUCAAACCCUCCAACUUGCUGGUCGGAGAAGAUGGGCACAUCAAGAUCGCAGACUUUGGCGUGAGCAAUGAGUUCAAGGGCAGUGAUGCACUACUCUCUAACACUGUGGGAACGCCUGCCUUCAUGGCACCUGAGUCGCUCUCAGAGACCCGGAAGAUCUUUUCUGGGAAGGCCUUGGAUGUUUGGGCCAUGGGUGUGACACUGUACUGCUUUGUGUUUGGCCAGUGCCCGUUCAUGGAUGAGCGAAUCAUGUGCUUACACAGUAAGAUCAAGAGUCAGGCCCUGGAAUUCCCAGAUCAGCCUGAUGUAGCUGAGGACCUGAAGGAUCUGAUCACCUGCAUGCUGGAUAAGAGCCCUGAGACAAGGAUUGUGGUGCCAGAGAUCAAGGUGCACCCCUGGGUCACAAGGCAUGGGGCGGAGCCGUUGCCAUCGGAGGAUGAGAACUGCACACUGGUGGAGGUGACCGAAGAGGAGGUCGAGAAUUCGGUCAAACACAUUCCCAGCCUGGCGACCGUGAUCCUGGUGAAGACCAUGAUUCGGAAACGCUCCUUUGGGAACCCGUUUGAGGGCAGCCGACGGGAUGAGCGCUCCUUGUCAGCGCCUGGAAACCUGCUCACCAAAAAACCAACCAGGGAGUGUGAGCCCCUGUCUGGGCCCAAGGAAGCAAGGCAGCGAAGACAGCCUCCGGGGCCCCAACCCGGCCCCCGUGGGGGAGGAGGAAGUGCGCUUGUGAAAGGCGGUCCCCGCGUGGAGAGCUGGGGGACCCCGGGCGCCGGCCCCCGCGCACGCAUGCAUCCUCUGCGGCCUGACCAGGCGACGGAGUAGCUGCCGGGAUCGCGCAGCCUCGCGUGCAGGCGGCACACCUUCCCGGGCUGCCCCCGCGUUGCCAUAGCAGCAUGUCCUCGGAAACCCAGCAAGUGUGUAGAGCCUUGACCGUCAUCUCUGGUUUGUUUUUUUUCUUUGUUGUUUUAAAGGGAACAAAAAAAAAAAGACUUGACUCCAUGACAUCGACCUUGGCCACUGGCUGGCUGAACGGGCAGGUGUGAGGAGUUGCAGACCCAAAGCCACGUGCAUUUUGGGACAAUUGCUUUUUAAAACGUUUUUAUGCCAAAAAUCCUUCAUUGUGAACUCGGAACCACAUCAGAUACACCAAGUGAAUGUGUGUGGGGGUUUGAAAAUCAUGAAAAACUGGUAGAAAACUCUGGCAGCAGGGGUCUGAGACCGCAGAGUUAGUCCUUGCAUUUGAAAGGGAGAGGAAGAGUGGGGGUGACUCCCCCUGCCAGCCCUGAACCCAAACCCCAAACCGUGGCACCUUCCAGGGCCGAGAGACUCCAGGGCUCAGGGCAGGGCAGGGCUCGCCCUCAGUAGCUGCAGGGAGCUUUAAUGCAACUUAUUUAUAAGAAGGACUUUUACAUUUUUUUAUGGAUAGAGUUUUAGUCAGGACAACGGAAAGGGCUUGAAGUUUAAUUGCUUCUCAAAGGAGAUUUUCCAACCCUAGAAGGGCAUUUGGUGGUUGUGGGAGACCUUUCACCUAAAGGACUGAAGGCAUUUCUUUAUGACAGCCACUCAAAAGCAGGUUUCUGAAUUAGUUGACUGGAGCUCUAGUGAAUCGCAAAAACUUCAGGGUGAAAUCCUACACUUCCAUGUACAUUACAUGGCUUAAGAAUAAACAACAACAAAAAAUAUUUUCAAUUCUCAAAGUAGACUGAACUCUAGGGUAGUUCAGAAAUCCUUUAGAGCUUCCAGGAUAUAUUCCAUGGCAUCAGGCAUGUGAUCGAAGUUAGAGCCAAUAAAAUCUAUGCCUGUAUAUUAGCAGCUUAGUUUGCUUAUAACCUACAUAUUUUAGAGACUGCUAAGGUUCUGUUUUUUUUCUCCUAAACACUAGCUGAUUGUUGUAGUCAGUGAAGCACUUACUCAGUUUCUGGAGGACCAGUUAGAAAGUACUUUCAUUCAGCUGAAACACAAAAUCAUCCUUAUUGGCAAAGCUCUGUGAGGAUCUACACAGUAAAUUUGGGGGUGCCUUUUUAGAGAAGAUUGUUGAAACCCAGAGCACUCCUCAGGGGCCAAUCGCCCAGAAAGAAAAGGUUUACCUUUUUGACUUCCAAAUAAUAUUGGGAAGUUUGGUUGCAACUCAAGUGUGACUUCUUCCAGAGUCACAUGUGGGUGAGUUAAAGUUCAAGGGGUAGAAAACUGGAAGACUUUGCCCAGGAGUCCUCUGUGGACUUUGUUGGUUACUGGGCUCAGAAGGACAUGUUUUCCUGUAGUUUUUAUCGAUCAGCAUUGUCAUGAGGACUCUGUGCAGAGUGACGGAGAAGCAAGGCCUUGUGCCCCCUGCCCAGCACAUUCAGAGCCUGGGCAUUCCUGGCUUCUAUAGGCUUCGUAAGCUCUUGAUCAUUGUUUAGUCAGACUUUUCUUGCUAACUUACAAACAGUACAGUAUUAGGAAAUGCUGGUUUUCAAGAGCAAAAGACACCAUCUGAUGGAGUGUCUGUCAUCUCACCUCCUUGCUUUCUUUUUGUAACCUAGUACUUCCUCUUGCCCUCCUGUGCUUGUUUAAAUGUAUGGGCUCCACCCCUUCUGGGAGCAGAUGGGGUCUGGUUAGUUUGCAGUAAGCACGUUGUAGUGGUUAAAGUCAACAGGUCCUUAGUCUUAGUCCCAGCCUGUGUGUAUGGACUCUGGCCUGGCCAAGUGGCUUGCCUAGAGCGGCCGGGCAGCAUGCAGGGCUUCUGCAGACCUCCUCCUGUGUUUACACAGCUGCAUCGGGCAACACCAUUUCUCCCAUCACAAAACUCGUGUGUAAAAUUUCCUGUGUGGCAUGCUAGCAAGCAGGCAGCACCCAGCUGUUUAGGCAGGUCGGUUGGGGGGAGGCCCAAGUUCAUAACUUCUUUUUUUUUAAACAAAGGAACACCAAAGAAAGCUGUAGAACGAAUUACCACCCCUGAAAAGUAUAAGCAGAGAGAGCUGUUAUAUAAAGUGUUUAGAGCUACCCCUUUCUUGGAGCACAGUUAAUUUUCAAAAGCCAGCUCUAUCAGGAAAGGGGAGGAGCUGUUAUGAGCAGCUUUUCUAGGUGAGCGAAAGGCUUCCCAUCAGUUUCUUCCAUUGCUGGCUCAUCUGAGGAACCAAUUUGGUAAAAGCAACAAGUGGCUUGUAUCUGUGGCCUAGAUGGAAGCACAAGUUCUCUGCCCACCUUCUUUUGCCCUGUACCACUUCCCCCAUCUAGUCGUAGGCUUACCAGUGGCUCCUGUAAAGCCUUAUCUAGCUCCUUGUUGACACUGGGGCUGGAGAGUCUGUCUUCCCUGCUGGUCUUGCCCUUCCCAUGAGUUCAGGCUCCCAUCCGCAAAGUCUUUCUGGAAUAAGGAGGCUUACACCUGUGCAUUUAAACACAGAGGCUCAGCCUAUUGCUCCUACCCAUCUUCCAAAGUGGAGCUUCAUUUUGGGUGGGGGGGGAGAGCUGUGACUUCCACUUGCUUCCAAGGUGCUAGGGAAGGUUUCAAGGUCAUCGGUUCCCUUCUUCUCUAGCUUUACCAUCUGAGUUUCAUGAGACUGCUGACUUUUCUAUUCUGUGAUUGAUUUAAUGCCCGAUGCUUCUAUUUUAUUCCUGAUCCUUUCUACUAUGCAUUUUCCUUUUAUCAGGUGUACAAAGUUAAAUACUGUGUAUUUAUCACUUAAAUGUACAUGAACUUAAGAGAAACAUAAGCCUUUGGUGUUUUUCCACAGAUUAAGCUUCUCUGUAAACUUGAAAUAAACAGACAGCAAAAUAAUGCAAAGCCUGCUCCUCUU